ACUGCUCUCUUGCAGUGCUGCUGUUAGCAUGAUCACAUGAAACAGGACGUUCUGUCCGGGACAGACUUACCUGUGGAAAGUGUGUGUUUUAAAAAAAUGAAAUACACUCUAGGAUUGAUUCAAAAACAGUGGAAAUGCAGAGUCAUUAAAAGGGUGUCAGCCAAACAAUGGACGUCAUCUUCCGAAUGAUCAAUGGAAUAGACUUUCUAUGAUGAGAAACGCUUUAAUCCCUUCUUCUUCGAAGUGGAUUAUUUCCUGUCCAUCAGUGCUGGGUUGGAUCUAGCAAUGGGGGAUAUGGUUGUAUGAUUGUGUCUCCAUCCACAUUUCUCGUGGAACCACCAACAAACAUGUCUGAGCUUCCAUCAGCUGCACUUCCAAAGAGGCCUUUGCAGGGAUCUCAGCAUGGGAUGUGUCUCCCGUUACACAGCAGUGAGCAAAGUAAAAAUGCUUUCACCUCGGAGUCCCCAUCAUCACCAUCAUCGACUUCGCUACUGUAUGAAAGAGGUGAAACGUCACCAGACUCUAUACGUAGCUUGAGUAGUCUGAGCAGUGCCAGAACAGAUAGUCCUCUGGAUGUGGACAUGCCAGAGAUGGAGAUGGGAAAAGCGAAAGCCAGCAGUGAUGAUUCAGGCAUACAGAGCCCAGAAUGCAGACCAGACUACCGUGAGGACAAUGACAAUUCUGUGUCGGUCUAUCUGGAUGCUAAUGAAGACUGUUGGAGUGACAAUGACAACCAAAAUGUCACUUUGGUGGUAACACAGAAGGUUGGUCAAAGUGAUGGUGAUGAUACAUUCUUGUGCUCUUCAGAAAAUGGGGGUGAUGAUGAUGAUGACACUGAAGAGGAAGAGGACACUUUCCUUUCUUUACCCUCAGUAGGAUUAUUAAUGAAGUGCCAAGUUGUUGUUUCUGCUCUGGAAGUCUCCACCAGCUCUGAAGUGCCAAACUGUGUUUUACCUGACAUUUCUGAAGGCCAACCAGCAGAAGUGCCUAACAUGGUUGUGGUGAAUAAAACCCAGAGGGAAGUAGUCUCUGUUGAGCUGUCCUCAGCCAUUCGAGAAACUGACAAAGUGAAUGAGACAGUGGUGUCCUCUGAAAAUACUCCCACAACAGAUACCAGAAUCACAACAUCUUCUCGCACAUCCAUCUCAAAAGCGGACAACCUGCCAAAGAAAACAGCGGAAAAGACCAGUGAUCUGGAAGGAUGUGUUCUUGCCAAGCCUCCUACAAGGGCUGUUUUGACCAAAGCCACAAAACCUGAGGCGAAGAGGUUCCCCAGGCCAGACCUGAGGAACGUGAAGGCCAAAAUCAUCUCCAGGGCUGCCUCUGCGCCAAGAUCAGCCGAUGCCGCAAAAACAAACACUAACGUUAACCAGUCCGCUUCAGGGAGUGUGAGGGUUCAUGCUAGUAGGAAGGUGGAAAAUAAAGCUGUUGGACAAAACAGCAUAUCAUCAUCAAACCAUAAAAGAGAGAAUGAAACAAUGAUGGUGGACAAUGGCAGUCAAGAGAAAGACGUGAACACUUUAUCCUUGCCAACACAAGGGGAAGAAACAAUGAAGUCAGAAUGUCCUCCUUCAAUUGAUUUUAAAGAAGGAGAACUUCAACUUGAGAAAGAAGCAGGGGAAGAAAACUCUAAAAGCACCAGCAAGACUGUGUCUUCCAAGUUGGGACCAUCUCUGGGGACUAAUAAGACAUCCACCUCUGGACCCCCAGAAACCAGACUGAAGCCCUCUAACCGAGAAACCCGACCCACAGGUAGUCUGGGUCCACUGGGAGGCCGAGCGGUUCAGCCGGCUGGUAUUCCCAGGAUGCGAAGCACAGACAGGACCGCAGUGCCCUGCAGCCCCUCUUCUGUUUCCAGCCCAUCUUGUAAGGGUCCUCAGAAAGCUGCCUCUUCCAAACUGCCUGUCAAAGGCCUACCCACAAGCCCCAGCUCCUCAUCACUGGGAAGUACAGUCAGCGAAAGCAACAAUAUUGCUGUAAACAAAGUUCUGGCUGAAGGGAUAAAGAUUGAGGAUAAGUCUAUCAAACAAUCACCGCCAUUCCAGAUUCAAGGAAAGUCUGUAGUUAACAAACCUGUAUCAGGUCACCGCAACAGAGCAAGCUCCACGCCGUCUAAACCAGUGACAGGGCUGAAGGCCCCGGCUGUGACCAGCCACAUUACAGCUAAGACUAACCAGAAUCCUUUGCAACGCAGUGGAUCUGCACGAUUUAUUCGCUCAUCAUCAGUAGCAGUGGACAAGAGCUCCAAGGGGCCCAAAGCUGCAGGGGCAACAGCUGGACGGACACAGCAGCACAGCCCGGCUAGUCAAGGAGGAGUGACGGAGGAAGAGGACGGGAGAGGUCUUCGUCUUCAAAAUGAGAAGAAGAGCCAAUGCAUCCUGCACCUCCGUAAACUCAUCGCUGAUGGCAAUCGCCGCCUGGAGGCUCUCGCCCUGGUUGUGCAGCACAUCUUCAGUGAGCGUGAGGCGGCAAUCAAACAGAGGGAAGAAUUUUGCAUCCAAAUCAACAAACUGCAAGAGCAAUUGGGUAACUCUGUCUCGUGUUGUGAGCAGUUGGAGAGAGAGAAGGAAGAGGUGCGUGCAUCUUUAGAGGCAUUGUUUCAGAAACUACAGGAGCAGCAUCAGAAAGAACUACAGCAGCUGGAGGAAAGACUGAAGGACUUCUACUCUGCAGAAUGGGACAAGACCCACGUGGCCUAUCAAAGGGAGGCGGAUAAAUGCAGGGCCUUCAUGCAGCAGCAGGUGGAGGAUGCGAGGAACAAACAAGAAGCACUGAGGAGCCAACAGGAAGUGGCACACACUCAGCAGAUAUCAACACUGAAACAGGAACAUGAGACGUCACUUGCAGAGCUCAGGAAGAUUCAUGAAUUGGACAUGCAAGACCUUGAUAAAACACUCAAAGAGUCUGAAGCCAUGCUCAAUGAGGAAAUUCAGUCUUUGACAGCAGAAAACGAGGCUUUGAAAGAAAGAAUCAGAGAAGAGGAGGAAUGGAGAAGAGCUCUGGCAGACAAAAGCCUGAAGGACGCCCACACGCUGUAUUUGGAACAGGAGCUAGAGAGUCUCCGAGCCGUGCUGGAAAUAAAGACCAACCAGAUACACCAGCAAGACAAGAAACUCAUGCAGAUGGACAAACUGGUUGACGAUAAUUUGAAACUAGAAGAGUGUUUAAAGAAAGUCCAGCAGGAGAACGAGGACUACAAGGCUAGGAUGGACAAACAUGCUGCACUUUCAAAGCAGCUCUCCACAGAGCAGGCCAUGCUUCAGCAGACCCUACAGAAAGAGUCAAAGGUCAACAAACGGCUAUCUAUGGAGAACGAGGAGUUGCUGUGGAAACUACACAACGGGGACCUUUGCAGCCCUCGACGUCUCUCCCCCUCGCCCCCCUUCCACUCGCCCCAAAUCUCUGCCUCCUUCUCCACAACUCCAGUAUCACCCAGAUAACAUCUGAACUCUGACCACACUCACCCAGAGGCACCUAUGGACCUUUUGACCAUUUCUAUUCCUAUAAUAGGACUUGUACAGUUUGUAAAGACUUGUAAAGUUUAUAAAUGUUCCCUCUACAGUGAAAGACAAUGAUGCACAGUUGCACUUCUUGAUCAAGGAAUUGCCUUGUUUAGUUACAUGAUUAUUUGUUAUUUAAUGUCGGUCUCUCCCUCACUUUUUUUUUUCCUUUAAUCUCAAACAUAUACCGAAUUUUCUCUGAGGAGGGAACAUACCUCAGGGAUUGUACAAAGAGUAUCUCUUCCUUGGACUGCCAUUUUCUGUUACUUUUAUCCUUUUUUAUUAAAAUGGUCUGUGCAUAGUAAGUAAAAGAUGUAAAGCUGUCCUUUUGUUUGUAUGUUCACGAUAACAAUAUAUGAUAUGUGCAAAAAGGAUGGAAAACAGAAGCCCUCUUUUCACUUAGAUUGACUUUUAUUGAUUGUUUAGAGCAUUUAUAAAGAAAAGAAAAAAGUAAAUUCAGGAAAGAAGCUUAAAUCUCAAGCUCACUGUGUAAAUGGAGCGCAUAUACAGUAGAUCCAGAUCUCUGCUCCUAAUAUUGUGGAAUGUAUUAACUUCUCUCCCAAACUGUGUCCAGUGGCCCUCACAUCCAGGACGCUUUAGGUGUGAGUGUGUCCUCAACCGCAGUGCCCUUCUUUGCUUUAUGUUAUUUUUUAAGGUUUAUCCUAUUUUGAACUGUUUAUUUUGAUACAAACACAAAUAAUAAAUUAAUAAACAGUUUUAUUUAAAAUAAA
Carassius auratus (goldfish) is the source of this 4231-nucleotide messenger RNA. Its product is annotated as microtubule-associated tumor suppressor 1 homolog. The transcript is spliced from 15 exons. The coding region runs from base 303 to 3440 and encodes 1045 amino acids. Gene Ontology annotation, molecular function: microtubule binding. The record is from RefSeq and is a predicted model, not a curated record. Gene Ontology annotation, cellular component: nucleus; cytoplasm. Lineage: Eukaryota; Metazoa; Chordata; Actinopteri; Cypriniformes; Cyprinidae.